CCUGACGUAAGCAAUAAUUAUAUAAUUUGUAUAAAGGCAGGAUUAAUUUCCCUUUAACACAUAUCUCUCGCAUAAUAGUUUGAAUAUUAAAAUGUCUGUUGUACAACUUGUUGAAUCUGCCAUCGCUGAUAACGACGUUGUCGUCUUUGCCAAGACCUACUGUCCUUACUGCCAUGCUACCGAAAAGGUUAUCGCUGAUGAAAAGAUCAAGGCCAAAAUUUUCCAAUUAGACACUUUGGAUAAUGGCGAUGAAAUUCAAGCUUACCUUUUGAAGAAGACUGGUCAACGUACUGUCCCCAACGUUUUCAUCCACCAAAAGCAUAUUGGUGGUAACUCUGAUUUCCAAGACUUGUACAAAAAGGGCGGUCUUGCUACCCUCUCUGGAACUGCUUGAGUGUGAUGUAUCUAACGAAAUAAUACCUUGUUUUAUCUAAAUAUAUUCCGUGCUUUACAUGAAUUCAUUGUAGCUAACUACAUUGCCUUCAAGUAUUAUAAAAACGCCAU
This is a messenger RNA of Schizosaccharomyces cryophilus OY26, 504 nucleotides long. RefSeq names its product glutaredoxin Grx1. The coding region runs from base 92 to 394 and encodes 100 amino acids. Gene Ontology annotation, biological process: cellular response to oxidative stress. The transcript is spliced from 5 exons. Gene Ontology annotation, molecular function: glutathione disulfide oxidoreductase activity. The record is from RefSeq and is a predicted model, not a curated record. NCBI's taxonomy places the organism in Eukaryota, Fungi, Ascomycota, Schizosaccharomycetes, Schizosaccharomycetales, Schizosaccharomycetaceae. Gene Ontology annotation, cellular component: cytoplasm; nucleus.